GAAACUUGAACAUAACUUCAAAAGAAGAUUUGAUUCUUUAUUUCUGGACUGCAAUUAUAUAACAAGACCAUCAGAAUGUCGGGAGCCUCAGUGAAGGUGGCUGUUCGAGUGCGGCCUUUCAAUUCUCGAGAGACCAGCAAAGAGUCCAAGUGCAUCAUUCAGAUGCAAGGCAACUCGACUAGUAUUGUUAACCCAAAGAACCCAAAGGAAGCUCCAAAGUCCUUCAGCUUUGACUACUCCUACUGGUCUCACACCUCGCCUGAAGAUCCCUGUUUUGCAUCUCAAAACCGUGUGUACAAUGACAUUGGAAAGGAAAUGCUCUUACAUGCAUUUGAGGGAUAUAAUGUCUGUAUUUUUGCCUAUGGGCAGACUGGUGCUGGGAAGUCUUACACAAUGAUGGGUAAACAAGAAGAAAGCCAGGCUGGCAUCAUUCCACAGUUAUGUGAAGAACUAUUUGAGAAAAUCAAUGACAACUGUAAUGAAGAAAUGUCCUACUCUGUGGAGGUGAGCUACAUGGAAAUUUACUGUGAAAGAGUACGAGAUUUGCUGAAUCCAAAAAACAAGGGUAAUUUGCGUGUACGUGAACACCCACUUCUUGGCCCAUAUGUGGAGGAUCUGUCAAAGUUGGCAGUCACUUCCUACACAGACAUUGCUGACCUCAUGGAUGCUGGGAACAAAGCCAGGACAGUGGCAGCUACCAACAUGAAUGAAACAAGUAGCCGUUCCCAUGCUGUGUUUACAAUUGUUUUCACCCAGAAGAAACAUGAUACUGAGACCAACCUUUCCACUGAGAAGGUCAGUAAAAUCAGCUUGGUGGAUCUAGCAGGAAGCGAACGAGCUGAUUCAACUGGCGCCAAAGGGACUCGAUUAAAGGAAGGAGCAAAUAUUAAUAAGUCUCUUACAACUCUGGGCAAAGUCAUUUCAGCCUUGGCGGAGGUGGAUAACUGCACCAGCAAGAGUAAGAAGAAGAAGAAAACUGAUUUUAUUCCCUACAGGGAUUCUGUGCUUACUUGGCUCCUUCGAGAAAAUCUAGGUGGCAAUUCUCGGACUGCAAUGGUUGCUGCUCUGAGCCCAGCAGAUAUCAACUAUGAUGAAACUUUGAGCACUCUGAGAUAUGCAGAUCGUGCAAAACAAAUUAAAUGCAAUGCUGUUAUCAAUGAGGACCCCAAUGCCAAGCUUGUCCGUGAAUUAAAGGAGGAGGUGACGCGACUGAAGGACCUUCUUCGUGCUCAGGGACUGGGUGAUAUCAUUGAUAUUGAUCCAUUGAUCGAUGAUUACUCUGGAAGUGGAGGCAAAUAUCUGAAAGAUUUUCAGAACAAUAAGCAUAGGUACUUGCUAGCCUCUGAGAAUCAACGCCCUGGCAAUUUUUCCACAGCAUCCAUGGGGUCCCUUACUUCAUCUUCAUCUUCCUGCUCACUCAAUAGUCAGGUGGGCUUAACAUCUGUGACCAGUAUUCAGGAGAGGAUCAUGUCUACACCUGGAGGAGAAGAAGCCAUCGAACGUCUAAAGGAAUCAGAGAAGAUCAUUGCUGAAUUGAAUGAAACCUGGGAAGAGAAGCUGCGUAAAACAGAGGCCAUCAGAAUGGAGAGAGAGGCCUUGUUGGCUGAGAUGGGAGUUGCCAUUCGGGAAGAUGGAGGAACUCUGGGGGUUUUCUCACCUAAAAAGACCCCACAUCUUGUUAACCUCAAUGAGGACCCACUGAUGUCGGAAUGCCUGCUUUAUUACAUCAAAGAUGGAAUUACAAGGGUUGGCCAAGCAGAUGCUGAGCGGCGCCAGGACAUCGUGCUGAGUGGGGCUCACAUUAAAGAAGAGCAUUGUAUCUUCCGGAGCGAGAGAAACAACAGUGGGGAUGUUAUCGUGACUCUGGAGCCUUGUGAACGCUCAGAAACCUACGUAAAUGGCAAGAGGGUGGCCCACCCUGUUCAGCUGCGCUCAGGAAACCGUAUCAUCAUGGGCAAAAACCAUGUGUUUCGUUUUAACCACCCUGAGCAAGCACGGGCUGAGCGGGAAAAGACUCCUUCUGCUGAGACCCCCUCUGAGCCUGUAGAUUGGACAUUUGCCCAGAGAGAGCUUCUGGAAAAACAAGGAAUUGAUAUGAAACAGGAGAUGGAGAAAAGGUUGCAGGAAAUGGAAAUCCUAUACAAAAAGGAGAAGGAAGAAGCAGAUCUUCUCUUGGAGCAGCAGAGACUGGACUAUGAGAGUAAAUUGCAGGCCUUGCAGAAGCAGGUUGAGACUCGAUCCCUGGCUGCAGAAACAACUGAAGAGGAAGAAGAGGAAGAAGAAGUUCCUUGGACACAACAUGAAUUCGAGCUGGCCCAGUGGGCCUUCCGGAAGUGGAAGUCUCACCAGUUUACUUCUUUAAGGGACUUACUCUGGGGCAAUGCUGUUUACCUGAAGGAGGCCAAUGCCAUCAGUGUGGAAUUGAAGAAGAAGGUGCAGUUUCAAUUUGUGCUGCUGACUGACACAUUGUACUCCCCUUUACCUCCGGAAUUACUUCCCACUGAUAUGGAAAAAACUCAUGAAGACAGGCCUUUCCCUCGUACAGUGGUGGCAGUAGAAGUCCAGGAUCUGAAGAAUGGAGCAACACAUUAUUGGUCAUUGGAGAAACUCAAGCAGAGGCUGGACUUGAUGCGAGAGAUGUAUGACAGGGCAGGUGAGAUGGCCUCCAGUGGCCAAGACGAAAGCGAAACCACUAUGACGGGCAGUGAUCCAUUUUAUGAUCGGUUCCAUUGGUUCAAACUUGUAGGAAGCUCCCCCAUUUUCCAUGGCUGUGUGAAUGAGCGCCUUGCCGACCGCACACCCUCCCCCACUUUUUCCACGGCUGAUUCCGACAUCACUGAGCUGGCUGACGAGCAGCAAGAUGAGAUGGAGGAUUUUGAUGAUGAGGCAUUCGUGGAUGACACCGGCUCUGACGCAGGGACGGAGGAGGGAUCAGAUCUCUUCAGUGACGGGCAUGACCCGUUUUACGACCGAUCCCCAUGGUUCAUUUUAGUGGGAAGGGCAUUUGUAUACCUGAGCAAUCUGCUGUAUCCCGUGCCCCUGAUCCACAGGGUGGCCAUUGUCAGUGAGAAGGGUGAAGUGCGGGGAUUUCUGCGUGUGGCUGUCCAGGCCAUUGCAGCGGAUGAAGAAGCUCCUGAUUAUGGCUCUGGAAUUCGACAGUCAGGAACAGCUAAAAUAUCUUUUGAUAAUGAGUACUUUAAUCAGAGUGACUUUCCUUCCGUUGCAAUGACUCGUUCUGGUCUGUCCUUGGAAGAGCUGAGGAUUGUGGAAGGACAGGGUCAGAGUUCUGAGGUCAUCAGUCCUCCAGAAGAAAUCAAUCGAAUGAAUGACUUGGAUCUGAAGUCAAGCACUUUGCUGGAUGGGAAGAUGGUCAUGGAAGGGUUUUCUGAAGAGAUUGGCAACCACCUGAAACUGGGCAUUCCCUUCACUUUCCGCGUGACAGUGCUGCAGGCCAGUGGGAUCCUCCCAGAGUAUGCAGAUAUCUUCUGUCAGUUCAACUUUUUGCAUCGCCAUGAUGAAGCAUUCUCCACUGAACCCCUCAAAAAUAACGGCAGAGGAAGUCCUCUGGGCUUUUAUCAUGUGCAGAAUAUUGCAGUGGAAGUCACUGAAUCAUUUGUGGAAUAUAUCAAAACCAAGCCUAUAGUAUUUGAAGUCUUCGGGCAUUAUCAACAGCACCCACUUCACCUGCAAGGACAGGAUCUUAACAGUCCUCCUCAGCCAUCUCGACGAUUCUUCCCUCCGCCCAUGCCACUCUCCAAGCCAGUUCCAGCCACCAAGUUAAACACCAUGAGCAAAACCAGCCUUGGCCAGAGCAUGAGCAAGUAUGAUCUUCUGGUUUGGUUUGAGAUCAGUGAAUUGGAGCCUACAGGAGAGUAUAUCCCAGCUGUGGUGGACCAUACAGCAGGCUUGCCCUGCCAAGGGACAUUUUUGCUUCACCAGGGCAUCCAACGAAGGAUCACAAUGACCAUCGUCCAUGAGAAGGGAAGCGAGCUCCAUUGGAAAGAUGUUCGUGAGCUGGUGGUAGGGCGGAUUAGGAAUAAGGCUGAGGUGGAUGAAGCUGCGGUUGACGCCAUCCUCUCCCUAAAUAUCAUCUCUGCCAAGUACCUGAAGUCUUCCCACAACUCCAGCAGGCUCUUUCUUGAUAAGGAUAUUCCUAGGACCUUCUACCGUUUUGAGGCCGUGUGGGACAGCUCCCUCCAUAACUCCCUCCUUCUCAACCGAGUGACACCCUAUGGGGAAAAGAUCUACAUGACCUUGUCGGCCUACUUAGAGCUGGAUCAUUGCAUCCAGCCAGCUGUCAUCACCAAGGACGUGUGCAUGGUCUUCUAUUCUCGGGACGCCAAGAUCUCGCCCCCACGCUCUCUGCGCAGCCUCUUUGGCAGCGGCUACUCGAAGUCACCAGACUCCAACCGAGUCACUGGAAUUUAUGAACUCAGUUUAUGCAAAAUGGCAGACACAGGUAGUCCAGGCAUGCAGAGGAGAAGGAGAAAAGUCUUGGAUACAUCAGUGGCCUAUGUGCGGGGAGAAGAGAACUUAGCUGGCUGGCGGCCCCGUGGGGACAGCCUCAUCCUGGAGCACCAGUGGGAGCUGGAGAAGCUGGAGCUCAUCCAUGAGGUGGAGAAAACUCGCCACUUCCUGCUGCUGCAUGAGAGACUUGGUGACAGCGCCCCCAAAUCCCUGAGCGACUCGUUGUCCCCCAGCCUGAGCAGUGGGACCCUCAGCACCUCCACCAGCAUCUCCUCUCAGAUCUCAACCACCACCUUUGAAAGUGCCAUCACACCCAGCGAGAGCAGUGGCUACGACUCCGCAGACAUUGAGAGCCUGGUGGACCGAGAGAAAGAGCUGGCCACCAAGUGCCUGCAACUUCUCACCCACACUUUCAACCGAGAAUUCAGCCAGGUGCACGGCAGCAUCAGUGACUGUAAGUUGUCGGAUAUCUCUCCAAUUGGACGGGAUCCCUCUGUGUCCAGUUUCAGCAGCUCAACCCUCACUCCCUCCUCGACCUGCCCCUCUCUGGUGGACUCUAGGAGCAACUCUGUGGAUCAGAAGACCCCAGAAGCCAAUUCCCGGGCCUCUAGUCCCUGCCCAGAAUUUGAGCAGUUUCAAAUUGUCCCAACUGUGGAAACACCAUAUUUGGCCCGAGCAGGGAAAAAUGAAUUUCUCAACCUUGUUCCAGAUAUUGAAGAAAUUAGACCAGGCUCAGUGGUUUCCAAAAAAGGAUACCUGCAUUUCAAGGAGCCAUUUUCCAGCAACUGGGCUAAGCAUUUUGUUGUGGUCCGUCGCCCUUACGUCUUCAUCUAUAACAGUGACAAAGACCCAGUGGAACGUGGCAUCAUUAACCUGUCCACAGCGCAGGUGGAAUACAGCGAGGACCAGCAGGCCAUGGUGAAGAGUCCUAACAUCUUCGCUGUAUGCACAAAGCACCGUGGGGUCCUUUUGCAGGCUCUCAAUGACAAAGACAUGAGUGACUGGUUAUAUGCCUUUAAUCCACUCCUUGCUGGCACAAUACGGUCGAAACUCUCCCUCAGAGGCUCGAGCCAGCCAAAGUACUGAGCGACUGCUGCGCACCCUCACGCGCCUUCCCAGAGAUAAAGGAAGUGUUACCUCUCGUUUCUCUUUGUGAUUCUUGACGGUUGCUCUUGUAUGUAAUCCUGUGGCUUAACUACUUUUCCCUCUUGUCCAGCACUUUUUCUAGCUCCUGUUCCCUAUCUCCAUUGCUCUGUACCCUUUUUCUUUUUUCCUGUGCUGAGAAUCUUGUUAGUAGCAUGUGGCCUAACAAAAGGGGAAAAACAUAUACAACAAAACAAAACAAACAAACAAAAAACAGAGAGAGGGAAAUCCAGUGACUCUCCAAAUUAUUUUUGGUAUAUCUUGGCUUCCUUUUGUAUGAGAGCUCCCCCUGUGACCACCUCUGAUGUCUGUACUGCUGUCUUUGGCUAUCUGUCUUUUUUCAAGACAACAUAAUACAUUUUUUUCUUUUCUCUGUGCUGUCAACUUUAAUUUUUCAUGGGUGGCUUAGAGACAAAGGGAGGAGACAUCUGGCCUUUUUGGAAGCUGAGAGGGAAAAGCUUACCUUUUUCCCUCUGUUGCUUUCUUCCCUCACUAAUCCCUGCGUUUCCAGUCAGGGAGAAGGUUGUGGUGAGCUCAGCAAUGGGACAGGUAUAUUCUCUGAAAUCGGGCUUGCUUAGAACAUGGUCAUGCAGUUUUCAGUCAGUGGAAGAGAAGAGAGGAGAGAGCUUUUAACAGGCCUGCGGCAGUGGCCGCUGCUGACUUGUCAAAAGGGAAGAGCCAAGAAUGUUGGGUUUCCAAGGAGCAUAGGGUGGGUGGAUGGGAGGGUCAGUAGGAUUCCUGUGAACUGUGCUACUCAUCUGAGAGGGAGCCUCCUCUCUGUUCUGUUCUUGGCAUUGGUGAUGAUGGCCCGUUUGCAAUCUGUGAUGUCAUACACAGAUGACCCACAAGGGGGAGUGCUUCGCUUUCUGACGAGGAAUUUGAUGGUCAUUGUGGUAAUGCUGAGUAAUGACCUUGUGAAUGUAGCUCCCGUUGAUCAAAGAAAUGCAGCUUUCACCUGUAAAUCUGGAAGUCUCCUCUGAACCCAGUGGUUAUUUUCAAUGAUCUCUGUCAGAUUGAAAAGACUUUCAGUGAUGCCUGUCCCUAUACUCAUCAAUAAGCAGACAUGGCAGACUUUGCUUUCUGGACCCAGGAUUAAAACCAGCCACUCCCACCACUAAAAACAAAACGAAAGGACAUCUGGGGGCAGAGAAGAGACCCCACCUGAGCCCUGGCCCCAGGGUUUCGUGGCGCACCCGCUGGCCUCACCUUGCUUCUCCAUGGGGUGUGGAAGCGGGUGUGGAAGUGUUGCCAGAGAGGGAAGGAGGAAGCUGAUAGUCUCCUGACAGGACAGGGUCAGCUCUUCCAGAUGCCAGCGUGGAAGAUACACUUUCUCUCAGCUGCCGGCAAGGGUUUCAGAGUGACAGGGAGGGGAAAGGGCCCCGGUUCCUUGAGUAGCUUUGCCAUUAGUCCGCUUGGGUUGUUUAUACCACCGUUUACCUCCCUUGCUCAGACCUCUCUGCUUGACCAUCCCGUGGGCAUUCAGGACAGUAUCUGCUGGUUCCCGCCCUGUGGAGACUGAGGGUCUCAGCCUUGGGGUUGCUGACUCUCAGGUGCUGGGGAACUGGAUGGCUUUGCCUUGGCAGCCAAGGGCAGGGGCCGCGCACUCUGUGGGGUAGUUGCUGGGCAGGCUCAGACCUUGCUUCCACCCUCCCCGGUUGGGCUCAUCUCAGAACAGGGCUUGCAGCUGCACUCCUUAUAAUUGCCUUGCAAAGAGGCGGAAGUGAGUCAGGGAGAGUGUAAUAAAAGAAAGGACAGAACCACAGGCUGUGCCCUUAUCUGAAAAGUGGUCAAUAAAACUCUAGAUUUUUUUAAACUUUCUUCUCCUUAAAACAUAGGUCACUAACAGUAAUGUUACUAGUUUUUCUAAGCAACAUUUUUAAUGUAGAGGUUUCCGUGUUGUUUAUUGGACACAAUAUGCCCUUCUGCUGUAUACCCCAAUCUAGGAUCUGUCCGUGCUUAGAGACAGCUUCCUGGGCCGGAAUUAAAUCUAAUUUCAGGGAAAUGACAUUGAAGGUUACUUUUAGAAUCAAAUCAUGGAUGCUGCUGCUGUUAUAAAGUUUGAUGGAAGGAUCCAUGUCUGUGUGGCAAUAGGUGGGGAAGGCUGAGGGAGAGUAAUUGUGUGAUACACUGAAAUGACUUUGGUUUCUUCUUCUAACUCAAACACAACUGGCUUGGAAAGUCUUUGCUUUGGAGUGUCAGCUCUUAGACUAGGCGGCACUGGACUGUUCGUCACGUGCCCAAGCAGGAAGGCCUCGUGAGAAUGCGGGGUCUCAUGUGCUCUCCCCGUCCGAGGGGCUUCUGCUGCGGCUGACAGGUACAGGCAGCCCCUUUUGGUACCCCCUCUUUCUCUAGGGCCCAUCUUCAAAUUGGAGCUGGAAGUUUCAGGGUUGAUGUUCCCUUUCCAGACAGUUUCAUCCCCACUUUGAAGUUCUGAGAGAGGGUUUCUGACAGAAACUCUUUAUGAGGCUUUAGCUGAAGCCAUGGGGCCAAGAAAGUUGAGGAAUGAACUUGACCUUUUAAGGAAACCACCUUUUGAGGGUUUUUAAUUUCUUUUUUUCCAAAUCACUCCUUUAAACAAGCAAAAAAAAAAAAAGCAAGACAGAAAACCCUUACACAAAUGAAGGAGACAUGAAUGCUAGUUAAAAGUAACCCUCUGCUCCCUCAGUCCCCAUCCUCCUCUCUCCUGCCAAAGCAAAAUACGGCCUCACAGCCCGCACCAAGCCAGGGCCAGGGCACGGGAAGGGCUGCUCUGGCAGCUGGGCGGGUCCUAAAUUCCAGCACACUGUUCACUGAUGGCAAGGGAAGAUGAUCUUCCCAACUAGGAAACCACUGUUUUAUGUAUCUGUUUUCCCUUCAGCUCUGUAGAACUUACACAGACACUCAGAGUUUUGCUGGAUAUUUUCCAGCUCUUUUAAGAUGAAAGAAUCAAUUAAAUCAUUGCAAAAGGCCUUUUGGGAUCUAAAAGUAAAAUGACUUCUCCUGGCACAUAUUUCAAAGCAAAGACUUUGUUGCCUGCUGCUUGUUCUCUAAUUAUUUAAUUAAAUUAAAUUCUGUAAGGUAUUUGUAUAUUUAUACAGCUGUAAUUAAUUGCACAUUGGACUGAAAAAGAGAGGCUGACCUCGCGUGUGGCACCUGCCGGUACCGGCAUCCCUGGUGCUGCCUGCCACUCGGUGCUCCUGGGCAGUGUCAGGGCUUGUUGUUGGUUUGUUUGACUGGGCUCCUGCAUCUUUCCUUUUGGGUCCUUUUUUAAAAUGUGAUUGUUAACCUGCUCCUUAAAGAGAAUUCUAACCCUGCUGCUGCUCACAGAAGCUGUGCUGAAUGUACUUUAAACAGGACUCUGACUCGGAGGACUGCAGCCGCCCACCCUGGAUGACUCAGCCAAGUGUGUGGCCAAACCCUUGCUGUGUGAGAUGGGAAUGCAUUGAUUUAUGUUUCCUUAGAAUCGAAUUAUCAGCUGAGAGAUUAUCUGCUUUUGUUGUUCAAAAGGCCAUUUAUGAAAUUCGUAUUCGAGCCCCAUAAAAUCUUGGGAAAGCCGCUAAAUCAUUUAAAGGAAGAAAUUAGAGUUGAUACAAAUUUCAUGUUAAAAACCCACAGCCAAGUAGCUGUACUCAGAUGGGAAGUCCGAGCUGAGGUUGGUCUCGCCAAACCUGGCUGUCAUGUGUCGUUUCGUGUCUUCGAGUUACUUUCACGCUGCGUGUUCGGGCAUCAGUUCGCCUGAGGGCUCCAUCAGCCUUCCCACGUGGAAGGCACCAUCUUAGACCUUGUGGCUCUAAAGUGUUUGUCCAUUGAGAUUUCAAUUCUCAUGUCACCAUCCUUGUGCAUUAAACAAACCCAUGAACAUAAGUGGCCUUUUUGAACCAGGACUUUGCAAACUGAUCUCUCCCCAGUGAAGGAGUUGAGCACAUCAGCAACAAUGUAUGUACAUUAUUAAUUUCUGAUUUUCAUUUUCAUGUUUUAUUAUGUAAAUAUUAUCUGAUGUUUGGAGCUUGGGUAUACAGAAUGUAAAUAUAGUUCCUGUAUUUGUACUAAUUCUGGUUCUUUUGCUGUAUAGCCUUAGAUGUGCAAUGCAGACAUUAUCUAACUGUGUAUGGUAACCUUGCAUCACGGAACUAUUAGUGAACGAGGUCAUAAUAAAGGUACACCCAGUGCACCA
Molecule: messenger RNA, 9763 nt
Organism: Myotis brandtii (Brandt's bat)
Lineage: Eukaryota; Metazoa; Chordata; Mammalia; Chiroptera; Vespertilionidae
Gene: KIF1B
Product: kinesin family member 1B
Exons: 49
Coding region: 76-5553 (1825 amino acids)
Biological process (GO): microtubule-based movement
Molecular function (GO): ATP binding; microtubule binding; microtubule motor activity
Source: RefSeq, a predicted model, not a curated record